Messenger RNA from Zea mays, 1877 nucleotides. RefSeq names its product EXS, C-terminal. Gene Ontology annotation, cellular component: membrane; cytoplasm. NCBI's taxonomy places the organism in Eukaryota, Viridiplantae, Streptophyta, Magnoliopsida, Poales, Poaceae. The transcript has 13 exons. The record is from RefSeq and is marked validated. The coding region runs from base 333 to 1601 and encodes 422 amino acids.
CUUCCGUUCCCUUUCUCCCGUUCGCACGCCGCCUCGUGCACUCCUCCUCCUCCUCCUCCUCCCAGAUCUCGUGACCAUUGCCAUUCCCUCCCUCCGCUACACGCCGAGCGCCCCCGUCCGGACCAGGCGUCUCCGCGGCUCCUAGUCCUCGCCCCCUCCCUCUCCCGUGGAGGACUGCCGCGGGGCGGCGAGGGAGAGGAGAUCCGUCGGUGCUGGCUGCUGGUUGGUCGGCUGGUCAAUCCCUUUCCAUCGUUUGCUGAUUGCGCGAGACGGUGCUUCAGGACUGCCCCCUGGCGCGGAGGCCGCACAGGCUCGGCGGCGCCGGCGGCGAGAUGAAGGGCGCGACCAUCCCCUCGGUCGCGAUCAUGCCCUCGCCGCUCUUCCUCUGGCGGUUUAAGGUUGUGUUGUUUCUUCUAUGGGGCUUAUGUUGUUGCAAGAUAAGUUGGGACUCGGUUAUGAGAAUGAGUGUUGAUCUCAGAGACUUAUUUCUUUAUGAGGCUUUCUUGUACUAUAAUCCUCUUCUUCUUGUGGCCUUGAUGAUUUGGUUGUGGGGAGUAAAUCUAUGGGUUUUUGCACAAUCAUCUGUGAAUUAUGCAAAAGUGUUUGAUCUUCCACAAACACAUUUAUCUCACCGAGAGAUAUGGAGGUGUGCUACUUGGCUGACUUUAAUUGUCCCUACUAGCAUGACAGCCUACCUAUAUCUGUACUCACAUGGAGAAGUGUCUCUUGCAGCAUCUCAACCAGUUCUCUUGUAUGCUAUUCUUCUGAUGAUCCUCCUUUCUCCUUUCGAUAUGUUUUACUUAUCAUCACGCUUUUACUUUCUGAGGACAGUCUGGCGUAUAAUACUGCCUUUACAAGCAAUUACAUUUCCCGAUUUCUUUUUGGCUGAUAUUUUUACAUCCAUGUCAAAGGUGUUCUCAGAUCUGGAGCGCUCAGUUUGUCGUAUGGUGAAUCGCCAGGUUGCAACAAUCGCUUGGUUUGAAGCAGAUUCUAUUUGUGGCAGUCAUUCAGUAGCGAUUCCGCUUGUUCUCAUGUUACCCUACUUGUGGCGUUUAUUCCAAUGUCUCCGGCAAUACAAGGAUACAAAGGAGAAGACAUGUCUCCUCAAUGCUCUCAAGUACUCGACAGCAAUUCCUGUGAUUUUCCUUUCUGCUCUCAAGUACCAUGUACAUCCUGAUCAAUGGGUUGGCUUCUACCGGCCCCUCUGGCUUAUCUCUAGUGUUGUAAAUUCACUGUAUUCCUUCUACUGGGAUAUAAAGCGAGAUUGGGAUUUGAGCAUCCUAACCAGGAUUUUCAUGUUCAAAAACCCAAGCAUAUGGACAUAUCUUCUUUACGGGCAGAACUGGGUACUCUACUGGGUACUGGGCAGCAAUUUGGUCCUGCGAUGCACAUGGACGUACAAGCUCUCGGCGCAUCUCCGGCACAACUACCUGACAGUGUUCACCAUAGCAGCUCUGGAGAUACUGAGACGGUGGCAGUGGGUGUUCUUCCGGGUCGAGAACGAGUGGAACAAGAUGACAGCCAAACAGAACAUGGAGAUGUCAUCCGACAUGCCUUCCGAAGGAGACAGGCUACUGGAUUCCAGUAACCAUACAGUAUGAGUUGAACAGCAGUCUCAUAAUUUUUGCGAUACACAGAUUCAGCACCAUUCUUUUAGCGUGACCCAUUUUUACGUCGACGGUUUAGAUUUUGUAUGUAGAGCUCAAAAGGCCAGGGAUACGUAACAGGUUUCUAUAUAAAAAGUUGAAAUUUGUUGGCACUACGGAUGUAAUCCUCUUGGAGGAUGUGUACUUUUGUAACCCACUUGCAUCCAACAGGAGGCAUUUGUUGACACAUUAAAGAAAAAUAGUAAUGCUGAAAAUCAUGAGUUUUUGGAA